CCUUCCCCGCCUCGCCACCUUCCACGAUCUCGCGAGACUUGACCCAGAACAUUGCGGAUCGGGUCGGCGCCAUUUUGGGACUGAGACUGGUUGUGGGGGAGGGAAAAGCGGCAAAAGGGGAUUAUUCAAAGUACCGAAAACCUCCUCCCGGGAUCGAGCGCAGCGGCACCCCCAGGCCAGGGGCACCUCUGGUGUGGCAGAAGGUGAUUGAAUUACUCAUAUAUGAAGAUCAUCUUCUAGAUUUUGUGUAAAAGGCCCCGGAUAUUUGAAGUGGCCAUUUUGGGAUUACAAUGUUUUUGGAUUAUUUUGCCCCAGAAGUUUAUUAAAAGUGGCAAGAAUCAUCUCUGAAGUGAAUUUAUAGUAAUUGAACAAUUCUACAAUCUGCUUAAAGAGACCCAGGCAUUUCUUCAGUAUUUUGGUUCAAACGGAUUAUAUAACUGGUUAAAUUAUUUCAGCUGUGGUAUUUUUGCCUCUUCCCCCUACCCCCAUCCCUCUCCUUUAGUUGUUUUUUAGCCCAAACUGUAAGAUAUGUUUGAUUUGUGUACUGAAUAGUUUCGGCAGUUUCAAAUUACUGUUUAAAUAUUGCUGAAGUUUCUUGGCAGUUUAUUUUACCUUUAUUAAAAAUUUUAGGAAUUUUUGACCUCAGCCCUUUUCAUGUCACAAUGGGACAGCUUUUCUAAAUGAAGACAUUGAAAGAAUACAGAGUUUUUUCCGUUUUAUCUUUUAUUUACAAGGAAAUUUAAGAUGUUGCAGUUUUCCAGCAGCAUGGUAGUAUUGAGAUAGCUAUGUCUCUCUAUAUGCUGAUGUUUAGGAAUGCUCUUCAGAUGUGAAAUUUUCUUUUUGUUUUUGCUUUUUUGCUCAUAAAUUGGAUAUUUCAUCUGGAGUGGAUAAGUACAACAGUGAAAAGUACAUGGAAUAAUAAAGAAGACUUUAAAAUCUUAAAUCCAAGGAACUUGGCUAAUUCUGGAGAUAGCCAUAUGAAAACUUUAAAACAGAAGUAUGGGUAGCUGACUUGAAGUAACUCUAUGUCAAAUAGUCACAGGUUAAGUAUCUUCAAAGAACUUGGAUAUUAUUUCAGAGGAUACAAAAUAAAAAAAACAAACUGGAAAACAUAAAGAUUACAGAGAAAAACCCAACACCUUCCUGUGCAGUCCUGUUGGAAUUUGGACUUGCCAUGAGGUGUUGAAGCCUUGUUUCACUGAGUUGGAGAGACUGGACCUAAAUGGCGCAGCAUGACUUUGCUCCAGCCUGGCUUAAUUUUCCUACUCCACCAUCAUCAACAAAGUCGUCAAUAAAUUUUGAGAAGCAUUCUGAAAACUUUUCAUGGACAGAAAAUCGUUAUGAUGUGAAUCGUCGACGACACAACUCUUCAGAUGGCUUUGAUUCUGGUAUUGGACGUCCUAAUGGAGGUAAUUUUGGAAGGAAAGAAAAAAGUGGAUGGCGGAUGCAUGGAAGAAAUGGUACUGAAAACAUAAAUCAUCGAGGGGGAUACCAUGGUGGAAGUUCCCGUUCUCGUAGCAGUAUUUUCCAUUCUGGAAAAAGCCAAGGACUACAUGAAAACAGCAUACCUGACAAUGAAACAGGGCGGAAAGAAGACAAGAGAGAACGCAAACAGUUUGAGGCUGAGGAUUUUCCGUCUUUAAAUCCUGAAUAUGAGAGAGAACCAAAUCAGAAUAAAUCUUUAGCUGCAGGUGUAUGGGGCCUACACGCCCAGACACACACAUACCCAACCAAAAAAAUCUCCCAAGCUCCUCUCUUAGAAUAUCCUCCGAAUCCUAAAUCUAGAGCUCCAAGGAUGCUGGUUAUUAAGAAAGGUAAUACAAAAGACUUACAGCUAUCUGGAUUCCCAGUGGUAGGAAAUCUUCAGUCACAACCAGUUAAGAACGGGACUGGUCCAAGUGUUUAUAAAGGCUUAGUCCCUAAACCUGCUGCUCCACCUACAAAACCUACACAAUGGAAAAGCCAAACUAAAGAAAAUAAAGUUGGGACUUCUUACCCUCAUGAGUCUACAUAUGGCGUUGGCAACUUCAAUGCUUUUAAAUCAGCUGCCAAGAAUUUUAGUCCAUCAACAACUUCAGUGAAAGAGUGUAAUCGCUCAAAUUCCUCUUCACCUGUUGACAAACUUAAUCAGCAGCCUCGUCUAACCAAACUGACACGUAUGCGCACUGAUAAGAAGAGUGAAUUUUUGAAAGCAUUGAAAAGGGACAGAGUAGAAGAGGAGCAUGAAGAUGAAAGUCAUGCUGGCUCAGAGAAGGAUGAUGAUUCAUUUAAUUUGCAUAACAGCAAUAGUACUCACCAAGAAAGGGACAUAAAUCGAAACUUUGAUGAAAAUGAAAUUCCACAGGAGAAUGGCAAUGCCUCAGUAAUUUCCCAGCAGAUCAUUCGGUCUUCAACCUUCCCACAAACUGAUGUUCUUUCCAGUUCACUUGAGGCAGAACACAGAUUGUUAAAGGAGAUGGGCUGGCAAGAAGACAGUGAGAAUGAUGAAACAUGUGCUCCCUUAACUGAGGAUGAAAUGAGAGAAUUCCAAGUUAUUAGUGAACAGUUACAGAAGAAUGGUCUGAGGAAAAAUGGUAUUUUGAAAAAUGGCCUGAUCUGUGACUUCAAGUUUGGACCCUGGAAAAACAGCACUUUCAAACCCACUAUUGAGAAUGAUGACACAGAGACAAGUAGCAGUGACACAUCAGAUGAUGAUGAUGUGUGAAGGAUUUCCUAACGGCUUUAGAAAUUUUAGUGUGAUACAUCUCUCAUACAGUUUGGGGUGAAUUGUAAAAAUGAAGAACUAUAAUUUAUGUAGUAAAAUACCCCAUUAGAAGAUGAUUUUUUUGAGGGACUUCACUAUGAAGAAAACCAAGAAUGUUGUGUUGGGCUGUGUUGAACAUUAUUUCUUUGUAAAUGAAUGUUGUAGAAAUGAGGACUUUGGUUGAUCCAACAUUGACUUUCUUCAUCACUGCAGCAUUUCUCUGACUAGCAAUGUGACGAUGUAACAAAUGAGAUUUUCUCAUUUAAUAAUAAAAAAUUGUGUAAUGUUUUGCAAAGCUUCUGUCUUAAAAUGUCCAGGUCUUAAGAAAAAAGGCAGCUUACACUGUUUUGCUUGCAGAGUCAUAUCUCUUUCGUACAAUGGAAAUCCUCAAGUCCACUUUGUGCCCCCCCGCCCCCAAAAGGACAAUGUAGCAUGUUGGCUAAAACUGGAGCAAAGUGCACUAAAACAUUAAUUUCCUGAACUCAAGUGUUGUACUAGUCACCUUUUAAAACCUAAAUUGCUCUUUAGCCAUGUGUAGUUCAGUAAACGUUACAGGAAAGACUUGACACACUUUCUUCCAAAUUUUAAGAGGUGAUUUUCAAGAACUUUAUUUGGGUAUGUUUUCAGACCAGGACUUUCAGAGAUGAUGGAAGAGUCUUGUGGGAAUACUUAUUUUGAUAAAUUAUUACACAUGCAGAAAAACUGAUCACACUGACUGGAUCUGUCCACACAUGGAAAAUAAACUGGAUUUUCAGAAUAUUGUUGUUCUCUCUAGUGUUCGAGGUUUUGGUUUCUAAACACAAAAUGCUUUAUUUACGUAUUAAAACAAAGUUAUACUUUCUUUAUUAAAGAUAGUGAUUACUUUCUUAGUUUACAAAAAAAGUUAUGGAAAAUAUCCUUUUUAUUAUCAAAUGCUUAAGUUUAUUGAAUGAAUGUUGUUAAAUAGUCACUUUAUUUUUCACUUGCGUAUUUUAGAAUCAUUACUGUUUCAUUGCUGACUGGAAGAGUAAUUUAGCUCUGUAUAUUUGUAUUUUGCUGUUUCUUGUUUUGUUUACCUGCAUUUGCUUAUAGCUUUCCUCAUCCCAUUUCCGUCCAUGUUUAUAUAUAUGCUGAUUGUAAAGGGUUUAAUCUCAGCAAGAAUGUAGGUUUUCCAUUAGAUUAAGCUAAUAGUCAGUUUUAUCUUCUUUUAAAUUGUAUUUUCUCAGAAGGCUGCAGUGGUUUUGCUGUUUCUACCUCAAGGUCCUGCCCAAACUUCACAGCUUUCAAGAGAAGCCAGAUUUUUUUGUUCACACUGAGACUGGUGGUGAUGGGAAAAUUAAAAAACAAAAACCAAAAGCACAGUUUUAUCCCCACAAAACUAAGGAUGAGUUAGAGUGGUAACAAAGUAUUAAAUAAAUCUUAAAAUUAUCUUUUUAAAUAGAUUCUUCAAAUACACCACAAUGCAAUCUAAUCACCUAGUGUUAAAUGUACUAUCACAUCCCAAGUAUGCUUUGACAAAGCUCUGUCAGUAUCACAUAACGAAAUGUUUGGGGGACUCUUAGAUUUCACUGUUUGGUUAACAGAUUAAUGAAAUCUAUCAGAUGUAAAAUGUAUUUGCUAACAUAAGCUAAAAAGGGACCUGAGAAAUGUGGUUUACAUUAAAAAUCUAACUUUCUACUGAAGAGCUUUCAGAAAAGAUUUCUUAAGAAAAUUUUUCUGGCAUCUUUUGCUUUAUAUUCAGAUAAAAUUUUUUUAUAAUAAUUCUUAUCAGUUAAGUAAUGUUUAUUGUGCAUUCAUGGCAUUGAUAAUGGACUGUGUUUUAGUUUACCUUUUAUAAGCAUGGUGAGGUACAGUGGUGUGGUUUAUUCUCCUUACUAAAUGAUAGUAUCACCAAGCUUGGUUACUGAGUGGGUGGAUCCAUACAAAGUAUUUCAAUAGAACCAUUACAUCUUAGCAUAAUUUUAACUUGCUCUCUGAAUAAUGGGUAGCUGGUAAAGAGUUUGGACCAUAUUGUUUGAAAGGGAGCUCAUAAGUACUAGUUAAAUUGGACAACUAGUGUGGAAUUGUUGAACACAAAAAUAGGCCAUAAUGGAGGUCUGAAAAAAAAAGUACUUUGGGAUGCUUCAUACUCCGUUUCUCCACAGCAGAUUAUUAUGAUUAUUUUUUACAGUCCACUUUACUAAAGUAUAAAUUAACGUAAACUACACAUUUACAGGUAUCAUUUGAUAAACUUUGAUUUGUGAAACCAUCACUGCAAUUAAGGUAGUGAACAAUACCUGUCACCCCCAGAAGUUUUUUGGUUUCCCUUCCUUUGUAAUCCUUCCCUCUUAUUACUACCUCCCUCCUCUCAGCACUUCCUCCCCUCUUUUUGGUAUGAAAUGUAAUAAAUGAGCAAAAAUCUUACGGUAAUGGGUUUAAAAUAGUAUUUCAAAAAUUGUAUCUUAAUUUGCUUUAUAUUAAGAUAAGGAUUAGAAUUAUUUAUAUUUCCAUAAAUCUAUUUCUAUUAAAGUUGAAAUAAAUGUAGAAGUGUUAACCUGAAAAUAAUCAGAUUGAUUUGAUAACACCAGAUUUAUAUUAACUAUUAAAAAUUCAGUGUCUUGAAGGGCCUGAUUCCUAUAAACAAAAACUUUAAAUUCC
This is a messenger RNA of Lutra lutra (Eurasian river otter), 5359 nucleotides long. RefSeq names its product GC-rich promoter binding protein 1 (gene GPBP1). Gene Ontology annotation, molecular function: RNA binding; DNA binding. Bases 1223 to 2704 code for a protein of 493 amino acids. Gene Ontology annotation, biological process: DNA-templated transcription; positive regulation of DNA-templated transcription. The record is from RefSeq and is a predicted model, not a curated record. The transcript has 13 exons. NCBI's taxonomy places the organism in Eukaryota, Metazoa, Chordata, Mammalia, Carnivora, Mustelidae. Gene Ontology annotation, cellular component: nucleus.